CAUGUUAUCGAGUGAUGUUAUCCGGGAAAAAUGUCUAAAAUUUUCACCUAAAUCUUGUUUUGAAGCUAUUUCUUAGAACCACGAAUGAUCGGCGACCGAUACAAGACAUGCACUGAAGGCUGGUAGUGUGGACAAGCUAUAUCGACCUUAACAUGCUUAGGGAUUGCAAAAAAUACAUAAUAAGAGCAAGAUUCUGACGGCGUUUUUGUAAUGUUUACUUCCCUUUGAUUGACUCGCACGUCGUCUUUCACGUACCAGGGAGUGUGCUGGCAUCCCAAUUUUGGAGAUCUGAGCUUGUAGUUUGGUGUUUUAUCGAGCACAGAUGAGGCAAUGCCCCUGAUUGAUGGAGGUAGCGAUAUCAACCUUUCAAAGUGGCAAGGGGUGUUCGUGACUGCUUUGAAAAAGGUUGCAAAAGAGGUUCAACCUGAGCUCGAGAUUGAAGAUGCAGCAAUUGACUAUGUUGAAAAGUUGAUCAUACAACUUUUGGGACACUUGUGCAUUGUGCAUCCGCACAGCUACAAAGAUGUUGAGGAACGGGUGAAGAAGACCUUCCCGAGGCCAAUUGAUCAAUGGUGUGUCGAGGAGGGGAUGCAAGCCGUGGGAAAGGGCAAGAAGAAGAACCCCCUGGUUCUACCAGUUGAUAAGAUUCAUCCAUUACUACAAAAGGAGGUGUUAGGUUAUAAAAUUGACUAUCCAGUGUCUUUAUACAUUGUUGCAGUGCUCGAAUAUAUAUCUGCAGAUAUACUGAAGCUUGCUGGAAAUUAUGUUAGGAAUAUUCGUGAUACUGCCAUCACAGAGCAGCAUAUCAAGGUAGCCUUGUGUGCAGAUAAGGUUUUACUAGAGAUGUUUGAAAGUGAUGAACUAGAAACCUCAGCAGAUGAAGAGCCCCUGGAAGAAAGACCAAUCACUCAUCAAGAUAUUGUCAAGGAAAUGAUGGUUUUUGAACGUCAAUACAUACGAACUUUAAAUAUGAUCAUUUUGGUUUUCAGAGAAUCGUUUGUUGAAGCUCAGGACCUUUUUACAGAAGAGGAUAUUCAAGUGAUUUUCACGAAUAUUGUUGAUGUUUAUGAAUUCACGGUGAUGUUUGCUGGUUUGCUGGAAAACGCGAUAGAAAUGGCCGAACAAGACCCCAGCGUCGUAGCACCAAUUGGCGAGUGCUUUGGGGACAUGACUGAGGCUCAAGCGUUCGAUUGUUACGAGACGUAUUUGAACGCGAGAACGAAGCCUUCUGCGUCGGAUAAACUUUAUAGGAAACUUGGUAUUUAUGGCAGACUCGGUGAGCUUCUUGAAAGACACGAUGUCGCUGAGUAUUUUCAGUCAAAAGGCGCAAGCUUUCACGAUGCCGUUAGAUAUGUUUUGCCAAGGCUUCUUCUGGAACCGAUUGGACACUGCUUACAUUAUAUAGAUUUAAUAAAGACGUUGUUGAAGACAGCACCGAGCAACGAGGAGCGAACCCACCUCAGCGAGGCGCUCAGUGUUAUCCAAGGUCUUCAGAGAACUAUCGAUGGAAUAACGAGUACGGGAACACUCGGUAGACAACGAAAAUCAGACGAUAAGUUCUCGAAAGCGCAAAGACGAAAAUCUAUGAUAAAACCGCCUCUGGGUAAACUGCGAGAUCUACAGAAGAAUAUCGAGGGCUGGGAGGGUAAAGACAUUUCUCAAUUGUGUACGGAACUUAUCAAAGAUGGAACUCUUUCAAAAAUUUCAAAAGGUGGAAGGAUAUCCGAAAGACGAGUGUUUCUUCUUGACAACUUGAUGAUAUUUUGCAAACAGAAUUCUAGACAUUCGUCGUCAGGACCUUUUCCAGAAUAUCGUUUUAAAGAAAAAGCGUUUCUACGAAAAUCCGACGUCAAAGAGGUUGAGGACACCGCGGAAUUGAAGCACGUGGUAGAAAUACUAGAGCGAGAUGGUCCGCACAUUACGAUCAAGUUUAAAACCUAUCAGGAGAAGGAAGAGUGGAUGUCUUCGAUAAUGAGUGUCUACUUGAAAAGUACCCUGGAUAGAAUCCUUGAUAAGAUCCUACGAGAACAUGAACUGGCGACGCCAUUACGUCUACCAAGCGUUGAAGAUUAUUGUUUCGCUGAAGAAGACGCAGAGGAUAAUAUAGUUUUAGAAGAGAAACAGAAUUCUGGAGGUGUUCCGGUGAUAAAGGGAGGAACUCUAGUGAAACUCAUAGAAAGACUAACUUAUCAUAAAUAUUCUGAUCCGAGUUUUUUAAAGACAUUUCUAACCACAUAUCGAUCGUUUUGUACGCCGCAGAAACUUUUAGACAUGCUCAUAACGAGAUAUAACAUUCCCGAACCUCCGCCGACGGAACACGACAAGGAAGAGAUUGAACGAGGGUCGUUGAUUGUCAGAGAGGAUUUGAAACGUUUUCGCAAAGAAUACUCGCAACCGGUUGCCUUAAGGGUAUUGAAUGCAAUCAGGCAGUGGGUGGAUAAUCAUUUCUACGACUUCGCUCGUGAUCCUGAAAUGACAAAAAAGUUGUUGUCUGAAAUGUUGUCCGAAACCUAUUCUGCGAAAGGUGGAGCAGUUUCCAAGUGGAUCGAGAGCAUUAAGCGCAUCAUUAAACGCAAGCAAGAAGACAUGGAGAGUCCCCGAGAACUGACUUUUGAAAAAGACCCGCCAGCCAUUGAAUGGCAUCUGACAGGAGAACCUGAAAAAUUUGAUAUUCUCACGCUUCAUCCGAUAGAGAUCGCACGGCAGCUGACGUUAAUUGAAUCAGAACUCUACAGAGCUGUGAAACCGUCUGAGUUAGUUGGCAGUGUUUGGACAAAAGACAAAGUUAAACAUCAGACUUCUCCAAACUUGUUGAAACUUAUCAAACAUUCAAACACGAUCACGUACUGGUUCAUGAAGAGCAUCUUGGAGAUGGAAAAUUUCGAAGAAAGAGUUGCUGUGUUGAGUCGUAUCGUGGAUAUCCUGAUGGUUUUUCAAGAGCUCAAUAAUUUCAGUGGAGUGAUGCAAGUUUUAAGUUGCAUUGAAUCAGCUGCGAUAAACCGUUUGCAACACACGUUCGUGGAACUUUCCGAGAAGCGAAAAGGAGCCGUUGACGCCGCGAAAGAGUUGAGCGCUGAUCAUCACAAGAAAUACGUAGAGAAAUUGCGAUCUAUCAAUCCACCUUGUGUGCCUUUUUUUGGAAUGUAUCUCUCAAAUAUUUUAAAAAUUGAAGACGGAAAUCCAGAUUUUUUACCAAACUACCCCGAGGGUAUGAUAAAUUUUAGUAAAAGGCGAAAAGUUGCCGAGAUAACAGCCGAAAUCCAACAAUAUCAGAACCAACCUUAUUGUUUGAAAGAGGAAACCACUAUUUGUACCUACUUAGAAAAUCUUGACCCAAUUGAAAAUCGUACUGACAAGGAAUUGGAAGAUUAUUUUUACGAGGCUUCGUUGAAAAUGGAACCAAGGAACGCAAAACAACUUCCCAAGUUUCCUCGUAAAACAGACUACAACUUAAAAGGUCCUGGAAUCAAAGCCACGUCACAGAGAAACUCCACGAUAGGCAUGGGAACUCUGCGUAAAGGAUCACAGCUCUCGAUCGCUCCACUGAUUUCUGAAGAAAGAGAAGCUCAGCCGCCAUCAACACCAACAGAAAGUCCUUCGCCACUGCAGUCUCCGAGUUUCAUCUCCUAUUCCGAUAGCGCUAUGUGGACACCUCUCAGCGAUGCAAACGAACAUGAAGACCCGUUCGAACAAAAGCAGGAGGCCCCUCCCCCUGUCAUACCCCCACGCAAACAGCGUCCUAUGUCUGACAGGAGGGUCCCCCGCCCUGACAGGGUGAUCAAGAGAGUUCAAUCCGAGAGGAUUAUCUCAACGGCCCCUCGGGAAGAAACCCAGGGGGCUACCGCUGCCCCACCCUUGCCACCAAAAUCACCCCACCACAUCGCACAGAGAGGUUCGACAUCGUUCUUUCCCGUCAGCGUUGAUUUGACCGAAGAAAUUGAACCAGAUGGUGACAAAAAUUCCGCUCCCCCGCCGUUGCCCCCCCGGAUGGGGUCGUCCUCCUCGUCGUCUCCUAUAAAAAGUCCGCCAUGUACUGAGGAAACUGAACCUGAACCAGCCGAACCCCCGGCAUUACCACCAAGACGUAUCUCCAAAACGUCCAGGUGAUAUACGACGCAUUUGGUACGAAGGGUAAAUUUGAAGGUAACUUACUUGCGCAAGUAUACGAGUUGCAUGAGAGUUGACAGUUGUUUUGGCCAUUUUAUCGACGAAAUUUAAUUUGGGUGAACACAGCUUUUAACUUGCGUCUGUCCUCAGUUCCAUGCCAGGCCAGGAAAUCAACUCUGAAUUGUACUGACUUACCUCGUCCAUAAAACAACGAAAUAUGAGUAGCGUUGCCUUGAAUAUUUUUGUACAGAAAAUCUGAACGUGGCUAAACUCUCAUGCAACUUUUGUUCUUAUAAUUCAUGAAAUGCGACAAAGAAGCUUUAAGUCGCUUCAGAGUUUGACCAGAAUCAGUAAAAGUUUGGAGUCUUGGCCUGAACUACUAUAUUUUUACCAGAACCAAAGCAGAGCUGUUGGUUUCAAAAAAGAACUCCAUUUUAAGACUUGAAGUUCCCUAGCAUCUCGAUAGUAAUAAUCUUUCAAAAAUUUCGAGUCAAUAUUUUCUCUUGCAACAUUUAAACGGAAUUUUUUCGCCAAAAAAUUAGAGUCAGUUUGUUUACCAAAUCCCCAGUGUGUGAAGUGUUCUUGCAUGCAUGUAGAAUGAACCGGAAUGUUCAAAAUAUGACAAAUGCCGAAGGGCAAAAUUUUGUAAAUUUUAAGAAAUAUUUACUGGCUAAAUGAAGUCAGUUGGAAACAAGACCGUAAUAAUUUUAGAUGUGAAAAGCUUGCUUAUUGCAAAAUUGUAACAUAUUAACAAAUUAUCUAUUUUAAAAUUAGAAUGAGUCGCGAUUUUUUAGUAGAAUUUGAAUGUCAAUAGCAAACAAUUUUAGUCCUGGUGUGAAAAAUAGAAUUAAUAAAUUUUAAAAAAU
This is a messenger RNA of Dendronephthya gigantea, 4973 nucleotides long. Its product is annotated as son of sevenless homolog 1-like. Gene Ontology annotation, cellular component: plasma membrane; nucleosome. Lineage: Eukaryota; Metazoa; Cnidaria; Anthozoa; Malacalcyonacea; Nephtheidae. The record is from RefSeq and is a predicted model, not a curated record. Gene Ontology annotation, biological process: positive regulation of GTPase activity; Ras protein signal transduction. The coding region runs from base 331 to 4107 and encodes 1258 amino acids. The transcript has 34 exons. Gene Ontology annotation, molecular function: guanyl-nucleotide exchange factor activity; structural constituent of chromatin; DNA binding.